Molecule: messenger RNA, 1647 nt
Organism: Cyphellophora attinorum
Lineage: Eukaryota; Fungi; Ascomycota; Eurotiomycetes; Chaetothyriales; Cyphellophoraceae
Product: putative transporter
Exons: 2
Coding region: 1-1647 (548 amino acids)
Biological process (GO): transmembrane transport
Cellular component (GO): membrane
Molecular function (GO): transmembrane transporter activity
Source: RefSeq, a predicted model, not a curated record
AUGUCGGGACCCAACGAGAAAGCUGCCAACGGCAACGUCAAGGCCGAAUAUGACCAAGCCGAACGGCGUAACUCUGCCAAACGUGCCUCAAUCGAUUUUGAGGCGCAAAAGCAGCUUCGAACUGUCGAAGCCGGUCUGUCCCCCGAGCAAGUUGACGCCAUCAUCAAUGUCGACCCCAAAGAGGAAGCACGGAUUCUCCGCAAGAUCGAUUUCCGUCUCGUGCCGAUGCUGGCUCUGUUGUACCUUCUCGCCUUCAUAGAUCGUUCCAACAUUGGAAACGCUCGCAUUGCUGGCAUGUACGAUGAUUUGUCGCUUCAGGGUCUGAAGUACAACGCCGCCGUCACCAUCUUCUUCGUGCCAUACACGCUGCUGGAAGUACCGUCGAACAUCGUCCUCAAGAUGCUCCGUCCUUCAAUAUGGCUGUCCAUUCUCUGCUUCGCUUGGGGCCUGGUCAUGACGCUGAUGGGACUCGUUGAUUCCUACGGCGGUCUCCUUGCUGCGAGAUUCAUGCUCGGUGUCGCUGAAGCGGGAUUCUUCCCCGCGGCCACGUAUCUCCUCACGAUCUGGUACCGUAGAUAUGAGGUGCAGCGGCGCAUGGCUGUGUUCUACGCCGCCGCAUCUUUAUCUGGUGCAUUCUCUGGCCUCCUGGCUUUCGGCAUCGAAAAGAUGGACGGAAUUGGAGGACGCAGAGGGUGGCAGUGGAUUUUCUUGCUCGAAGGACUGGCACCUGUUGCCGUGAGCUUUGGUCUAUACUGGCUGCUACCCGACAACCCAGAGACAGCGAGCUUCCUGACCAAGGAAGAGAAGGAGUUCAUCAUCAACCGCUUGGCACUAGACACUGGUUCAAAAGCGCCAAAGGGUGGCCGGGUCACGAACAACGAUAAAAUCGGUAUGCACCACAUUAAGGCUGCCUUUGCCGAUUGGCGCAUCUGGGUCGCCAUCAUCAUGUUCUGGGCCAACACAAUCGGCGUCUACGGUUUCACCGCAACCGUUCCUGCAGUCAUCAACGGCCUGGGCUAUACUUCUGCGCAAGCUCAACUGCUCACUAUUCCGGUCUACGUCUUCGCCAUGAUCCUCACCCUAUCUUCGCAUGGGCUUCCGACAGAAUGCAACAGCGCUCUCCGUCUGACAUACGCAUUCCUGUUCGUCGUGGCAGCAGGACUGUACGCACCAUUCAUCUGCAUUGUCUGCAUCAUUGGCAACAACCUCGCACCGAGCAGCAAGCGGGCUGUUGGCAUGGCGCUCCUCAUCUCUGUCGGCAACAUGGGCGGUAUCGCCGGAAGCAACAUCUACAUCGCCCGCGAGGCCCCGAACUACACCACUGGCUUCUCCACUUCUCUCGCAAUCUGCGUGUGCGGCAUCAUUGCCGCGUUCGUGCUGCGCACGGUUUACGGCCGCGAGAACAAGCGUAGAGAUGCAUUCAUGGAAGGCAAGACCGAGGAAGAGAUCACAUCGAUGUAUACCGAGCAGGAGCUCUUGGACUUGGGUGAUCGGAAUCCAUUCUACAGAUAUACCUAUAGACGAAAUCAGUCCAAGGGAUGUCGUGCGACCCCAGAGGUGGCCGUGCGGGUUUCUAUCCGCAGGAUGUCGUGCAACUAUAGCGCUGGCCGUGCAGCUUGGCAAGACGGCACGCUCUUGGAAGAGUGA